AUUUUCUUGGGUGAUUAAUACCUGUACUGAUGUCGAAUCAAAUCGAAUCAAAUCAGAUCACACCUUUCCUUUCCUUACUCGUUAUACUAACUACCAUUUAUAGUUCCCCCCUUGGCCCUGGGACUCGGAGUGAUUAAUUAAAUACUCGCUUGUCCCCAGAAAAACAAACUCCAGGAAAUUCCAGCCACACCAAAGCACCGACAGCACGGGCGACAUCCUCAAUCGCUUCGCAGAGCCACAUGGAAAACCUCUCCCUCUCUCGCACACACAGCGCAGAGAACUCGCGAUCAUGGACCUCCCAACACCCACUUGCCUCUUCAGCCAGCGGUUCCACUCCGGCAAGUCGCAAGGCUCGGUCGUCGGAGCCGGAAACAGGUGGCUCCAACGUCGAACGAGCCAGCGUUAGCCUACCACCAAGAGUCAGGCAGUAUCCCGCUAGACGUCCCUCUAAAACAGAGAGUCUUUUCGACACCAUCACUGCCCUGAGAGGCGGCUCUGCCAUUGACGAAGAAUUUGACUCCACCACUCCCACCCUCGAAUCCCUACGUUCCGAGGCCCAUCCCUCCGCAAAGACCCACGCCACCCCAGACUCCUCAGGCCGCACAAGGUCGGACGCAGAUGUCGAGUCCAAUCGCAUGUCAUUUUCCUCUCUGUAUUCACUAGGAUCUGCCAUAAUGAACAACGCUAGGGGAUUGAGCGGUCCCAGUUCGGUCGCGGAAUCAGAGCCAGAGGGUAUUUCUACAAGCAAAGACUUAGGCAAGACUGAUGGCCCUUCGCAAGGCACAACGACUGCCGCAUCUUCUCUCUCGGUCACAACCUCGAGCCACAAUGGCAGUCUCGCUCCAAACGUAUCUCCUACCCAGCUCCUCUUCCCUCCUGGUAGCAAAGAAAGCACCAUCCAUUCCCCGCAGAUUGCUACAAGCCCCACAACGAACAGCAACAACAACAAUUCCACCACCACUACUUCUUCUCAGGCUCAAGCCGGUCAACCAGCUGCUCGUGCCGACAACACACACGCUAGGCGCUCGCGGAGUCGGACAACGGCACAAAGACGGAUCAGUGGAAGUACUGCCGCAAGUAGUCCUGCGAGCAGGGACUUCCGCGAACCAAGGAAGCCAACGAAGGGAAUAAUUGGUGUUUGUGCCCUCGAGUCUAAAGCUCGAAGUAAGCCAGCACGCAACAUCUUUGGCAAACUUGUAGACGAAUUCGAGGUCAAGAUCUUUGGAGACAAGAUCAUCCUGGACGAAGCCGUUGAAAAUUGGCCAGUCUGCGACUUUCUGAUCUCCUUCUUCUCCGAUGGCUUCCCUCUAGACAAGGCCAUUGCUUACGCGCGCUUGCGGAAGCCAUUCUGUGUCAAUGACCUACCAAUGCAACAAGUUCUCUGGGAUCGACGUCUGUGUCUGCAAAUUCUAGAUCAGCUGAAAGUGCCCACGCCGGACAGAGUGGAAGUCAGUCGAGAUGGAGGCCCCAAGCUGGCCUCCCCUGAAUUUGCCAAAAUCCUGCACGACCGAACGGGCAUCACCUUACCUGGAGCUUCUGACGGUACUGGUGGAGGUGUUGCGCCACCGCAACAAGUCGAAAUGUUGGACGAUAAUAACGCUAUUCGUGUCGACGGUGUCGUGCUGACCAAGCCAUUCGUGGAGAAGCCCGUGAGCGGUGAGGAUCAUAACAUCAACAUCUACUUUCACAAGGCAGAUGGUGGAGGUGGCAGGCGAUUGUUUCGAAAGGUCAACAAUAAGAGCUCGGAGAAAGAUGAUACCCUGGAUGUCCCACGAUCUAUCACUGAUCCCACGAGCAGCUACAUAUACGAGCAGUUCCUGCAAGUCGAAAAUGCCGAAGAUGUUAAGGCCUACACCGUUGGACCCAACUUUUGCCACGCAGAGACAAGAAAAUCUCCUGUCGUGGAUGGACUUGUUAAGCGCAACCCCAGCGGGAAAGAAGUCCGUUACGUUACGAAAUUGAGCGAUGCUGAGGCGUCAAUGGCCUCGAGAAUAUCCGAAGGGUUCGGACAGCGCGUGUGUGGAUUUGACCUGCUCCGUUGUGGUGAUCGUAGCUACGUGAUUGACGUCAACGGUUGGAGUUUUGUCAAGGAUAAUGGUGAUUAUUACGACAAAGCCGCGCAGAUUCUCAAGGAGAUGUUCGAGAAGGAAAUCCAGCGCAAACAGCGCAAGAGCACCUCAUCGGCUGUUGUGGACGACGUCAUUGACAUGCCGGAGAAGCACUCUUCUGAAUCGUCACGGAAGAACACAGGUAGCCACCGACAGGCACUGAAAGGUAUCUUCAAAUCACCCAGCAUGUCAAAACUCGCAGGCCAUCAUCCACACAUUCGAUCAGGCCAUAAUUCAGGGAAUGCAACGUCCUCGCCGGAGGGCUCAAUCAGCAAUACUCCGAUUACUGCCAGUCCUAGUUUCGAGAAAUCAUAUGGGAAUAAUGUGACAAGUGCUCCGAGUAUCCCAAGGUCAGAGCCGGAUCUAGUAUUACCUCCUGCCAUCCAAGAGGAUGAUCAGCAAUCAGAGAUUCAACAUUCGCAGUCGGAUGAUCAGGUCAACGUACCGCCGCCAGCCUCCAAAGCGCAGUGGAAGCUCAAAGGAGUUGUGUCCGUCAUUCGACACGCAGAUCGCACACCGAAGCAAAAGUUCAAAUACACUUUUCACACAAAACCUUUCGUCGAUCUGCUCAAAGGCCAUGAUCAAGAGGUUCUGCUGAUUGGAGAAGCUGCCCUGCAGAGUGUUAGCAACGCGGUCAAGGUUGCUAUCAAAGAAGGCGUGGAAGACCCAAAGAAAUUGCGUGAGCUACGGAUUGUUCUUAGUAAGAAAGGAAGCUGGCCGGGCACCAAAGUCCAAAUCAAGCCAAUGUUCCGGAAGAGGAGGAAAGAGGAGAUGCUCCCAGGACAGGAAGUUGAGGACUCCCCGGACAGACAAAGGUCGAACUCUACGGUUGAUCCGGCAGACAUCAAUUUGGCCCAGAAGAGAAGUGAUUCCAUGUCAGGUGUCACGAUGUCCCGUAUUUCGGCGGCUGAGAACAACUUGAUUCUGGACAAAUUGCAGUUGAUUAUCAAAUGGGGCGGAGAACCCACCCAUUCUGCUCGCCAUCAAGCCCAAGACAUGGCAACCAACUUCCGCAACGAUCUGCUGCUGAUGAACAGAGAUGUUCUCGACGAUGUGUCGAUCUUCAGCAGCUCCGAGCGGCGUGUUACUACGAGUGCUCAGAUCUUUGCAGCCAAGUUUCUUGAUAGAGAUCACUUCCCCGACGAGAAUAUCUCGAUCCGGAAGGACCUUCUUGAUGAUUCGAACGCUGCCAAGGAUGUCAUGGACAAAGUAAAGAAGAAGCUUAAGACUCUUCUUCGGGAAGGCGACAAAGCCCCUCCCCAAUUUGUCUGGCCCAAGGACACUCCUGAGCCCGCCGUUGUUGGCAGACAGGUUGUUGAACUGAUGAGGUUCCACCAGCGAGUUAUGAACUAUAACUUUAAAAAGAUCGAAUCCGGUGCAGUCUCAUCCCUACACGCUAUUGCAAGCCCUUCUAAUGAUUCAUCAAAUUCAGGACAACCGCAGGCUUCAUCAAUCGACAAUAUCCAGAAGCGUUGGUGUAUUAGUGGCGAGGGGCCCGAGCUCUUUAGAGAGCGCUGGGAGAAGCUCUUCAAGGAGUUCGGCGAUGCUGAAAAGGUAGACCCAAGCAAGAUUUCGGAACUUUAUGAUACGAUGAAGUUUGACGCACUCCACAACCGACCUUUCCUUGAAUGGGUAUUCACGCCUGAUCAAAAUUUUCUCGACGAAGAAGCAGUAUCGGAGAAUGUAUCGAGGCAGCCAUCGGUGGACAGUCAAAUGAAACGGCCCAUGCCUGCCGAGCAGAUCAAGAACGAGACGAGAGACAUGCCAGCCGAAAAGCUAGUCGAAAAGGGACCGGAGAAAGCUCCCGAACGUGUCAACAUUGCACAGCGCAUGGGCUUCAGGAGGAAAUCCGAGAUUGCCAUUAAGCCUGCUGAGAUUCCUAGCUAUCCGCAUGAAUCGUACUUCAAGCUCUUCACCGGAGCAACCAGCAGCGCAGGGAACAAAGCCCAAGUUGAUGCACGACUGGUUAAGCUUCGCGAGAUGUAUCAUCUUUGCAAAGUCCUCUUCGAUUACAUCGGCCCUCAGGAGUAUGGAAUUGAAAGCGAAGAAAAGCUCGAAAUUGGUCUGCUCACGUCUCUUCCACUUUUGAAGGAGAUCGUAGAAGAUCUUGAGGAGCUGCAGGCUUCGGAUGCGCCAAAGUGCUUCUUCUAUUUCACCAAGGAAUCCCACAUCUAUACUCUACUCAAUUGCAUUCUCGAGGGCGGCAUCAACACGAAGAUCGAGCGCAAUGCCAUCCCCGAGCUUGAUUACCUAUCUCAGAUCGGAUUCGAACUGUAUGAAUCCGAGAACACGACUACUGACAACUCGCCACACACUUUUAACUAUAGCAUUCGCAUCACGCUCUCGCCAGGAUGCCAUGCGUUUGCACCCCUUGAUAUACAACUCGACUCCCGCCACAUGAUCGGCUUCUCCCCACGACGCAGCCUCACCGCCCACCACGAUUGGAAGGAAGUCCUCGAGACCCUUCGUGCGAAGUUCCACACUGUGAAACUCCCCAAAUCGUUCGUCGCCAUCAAUCUCAGCGAAAAGAUGCCCGACGUCUUCGGUCUCGACCAGGAGCGGGAGAAAGAUGCAGCCGCCGCCGCAGCGUCAAAAGCCGCGCAGGACAGUUUCGAAACGCCGUUGCCGAGUCCUGGCAUUGACAGCAACAACAACAACGCCACGAAGCAGUUAGCUUCGGAUGUACAGAGCAAGCCCAUGGAAGAUGUACAGGAAUAGACUAGACAGUCAGCGCCGAUUAUGUUUCAUGCAUAGCAUGUUAUCAAGCUUCGUAUAUACUUAGCGGUGGAUAGGCAGGUUGUGCCAUGACGAGAAGUGGAUAGAGAAUUCCUAGAGACGUAGACAUACGCUUGAAUAGAUCAAUGCCUGUAUCGAU
This is a messenger RNA of Aaosphaeria arxii CBS 175.79, 4983 nucleotides long. RefSeq lists its product as uncharacterized. The record is from RefSeq and is a predicted model, not a curated record. Gene Ontology annotation, biological process: inositol metabolic process; inositol phosphate biosynthetic process. Gene Ontology annotation, molecular function: 5-diphosphoinositol pentakisphosphate 1-kinase activity; inositol hexakisphosphate kinase activity; diphosphoinositol pentakisphosphate kinase activity. Gene Ontology annotation, cellular component: cytosol. The transcript has 4 exons. Lineage: Eukaryota; Fungi; Ascomycota; Dothideomycetes; Pleosporales. Bases 240 to 4826 code for a protein of 1528 amino acids.